CGGAGGGACUUGAGAUCUGUUUGUUCUGGGUCUCGCGAGCAGCGGUAAUUUGUCUGGUCUGCCAGUGUCCGCUUCUAUCCACCUUCUAUGUAGCAUCCAGCUUGACCCGUCGAGAGCCGAUUCCAAACCUCAUGUUCAGGGGGUUGCGGACGUGCGCUGCGGGAGAAGAGGCACCAUAAAUUGCGCCGACAACCUCGCGGUCCCUGGCAGGGGUGUUCUGUUCUUUGAUCUACAUGGUCACUGCUUGUUGACUCGACAUGGCUCCCCUCUGGCUGUCCCUCCUGGCGACAGCGUCUGCUGUGUGGGCCAUCACCCCGGAGAAACUGCUCAGCGCUCCACGAAGGGGCGAAGCAAUUCCUAACCCGUCUGGUGAUGUUGCGGUGUUUUCGACCUCGAAGUACUCCUUCAAGGAGCACGAGUCUUCGUCCUGGUGGAGUCUGCUGGAUUUGAAGACUGGCUCAACCAGCCUUCUUACCAAUGACAGUGAUGUCUCUGAGAUUACCUGGCUGGGAACCGAUGACUCGACUAUCCUCUACAUCAACAGUACCAAUGCACACAUUCCGGGAGGUGUUGAGCUCUGGGUUACUUCUGUUUCUGAUUUUGAGAACGGAUACAAGGCCGCUUCACUGGAGGCCCCCUUCUCUGGCCUCAAAUCAGUCAUUACUGAAUCAGGAGACGUUCAUUUCGUGGCGUAUACCAAGUCCUAUCCCAAUGGCACAGCAUACAAUGAAGAGCUGGCCACUCCUCCAUUGAGCUCUGCUCGUAUAUACGAUAGUAUCUACGUCCGCCACUGGGACUUCUACCUCGAUACCACCUUCAACGCAGUAUUUUCAGGAACUCUGAAGAAGAGCGGUACCACUGGCCAGUAUGCUUCAUGCGGGGAGUUGAAGAACCUGGUGUACAGCGUCAAGAAUGCCGAGUCACCGUAUCCCCCUGACUCAAAUCCAUCCGACUACACCCUCUCCCCAGACGGAAAAUGGGUCGCUUUCAAGAGCAAGGCUCCUGAUCUUCCACGGGCAAACUACACAUCCUCGUACAUCUACCUGGUUCCACAUGACGGAUCAGCGAAGCCAUUCGCAAUCAACGGUCCUCAGAGCCCUGGAAAACCUGCUGGAAUUGAAGGUGACUCCAGCAGCCCCGAGUUCUCCCCAGAUAGCAGCAAGCUUGCCUAUUUCCAGAUGAAGGAUAUAUCCUACGAGUCAGAUCGUCGCACCCUGUAUGUGUACACACUUGGCUCCAACGAUACCAUUCGCACCCUGGCGAAGAACUGGGACCGAUCUCCCGACACGGCGAAGUGGACAGCCGACGGGAAGACUUUGAUUGUGAACAGUGAAGACAGCGGGCGCACUAGGCUGUUCGUCUUCCCGGUUGAUGCGGGAGAUGAUUUCAAGCCCCAGAACUUCACAAAUGGCGGCUCUGUGUCAUCCUAUUAUCUCCUGCCGGAUUCCUCUGUGCUAGUUACCGGGAGCGCUAUUUGGAAUAGUUGGAUCGUAUACACAGCAACCCCAUCGCAGGGAGUUACCAAGACAGUGGCUUCUGCUGUCGAGAUAGACCCUGAGUUGAAGGGACUUAGCCCUGAUUAUGUCGAUGAGUUUUACUAUGAUGGUAACUUUACCAAGAUCCAAUCGUGGAUCAUAUACCCCGAGGAUUUCGACAAAAACAAGACAUACCCCUUGCUCUUCUACGUCCACGGUGGUCCCCAGUCUUCCUUUAUCGAUUCAUGGAGCUCACGAUGGAAUCUGAAGACGUUCGCUGACCAGGGCUACGUCGUCAUUGGACCUAAUCCGACUGGAAGCUCAGGAUUUGGUGAUGAGCUGCAGGAUGCUAUCCAGAAUAGCUGGGGGGGUCGCCCAUACGACGAUCUGGUGAAAGGGUGGCAAUACGUCCACGAUAACUUCCCGUUCAUCGACACCGACAACGGCGUCGCCGCCGGAGCCAGCUACGGCGGCUUCAUGAUGAACUGGAUCCAGGGCAAUCCUUUGGGACGGAAGUUCAAGGCUCUAGUCAGUCAUGACGGAACGUUUUUCGGUGAUGCGAAGAUUAGCACUGAGGAGCUGUGGUUUACCGAGCAUGAGUUCAACGGCACCAUCUGGAAUAACAGAGACAACUAUCUCCGCUGGGACCCGUCUGCCACAGAACACAUCCUCCAGUUCAGCACCCCCCAGCUCGUCAUCCACAGUGACAAGGACUACCGUCUCCCCGUCUCCGAGGGACUGGCCCUGUUCAACGUCCUCCAGGAGCGUGGUGUACCGAGCAGGUUUUUGAAUUUCCCCGAUGAAAAUCAUUGGGUAUUGAAACCUGAGAAUAGCCUGGUUUGGCACCAACAGGUUUUCGGUUGGUUGAAUCGGUAUUCUGGUGUGGAGGAGACGAAUCCUGAUGCUGUUCGGUUGGAGGAUACGGUUGUUCCUGUGGUGAACUAUAAUCCCUGAUUGUGAGCGCAAAUGACAUGCAUUACGACCGUGAUGGUACAUGCCUGGUACACUAAAGCAUCCUUGCUGGUCUUUACUGCAUGUAGAUGUUAGACGUCUGGACCCACAGUAAAUAAUUACCAUAUGAAUGUUGAUUGAAGAUCUA
Molecule: messenger RNA, 2574 nt
Organism: Monascus purpureus
Lineage: Eukaryota; Fungi; Ascomycota; Eurotiomycetes; Eurotiales; Aspergillaceae
Source: the annotation of a GenBank genome assembly